ACGUAAGACACAAGUGAUGCCUGGCCAAAAGUUUCACAUGAAGAUAUGGUUGGUGGCACCUCUUGUCGUGUCUGUCAUAAUUGGGCUAGUAAAGACAAAACAUACGAGGGAAUCAAAAGCUACUGACAGAGAGGCUGUGUUGGAUGUCAACCCACCUCCUGUCAUUGAUGAUGUAUCACCAACAGUCGAGAGUCUGAUCAGUGGAUUAACUGGCAACAAAAAAUUUCUCCGUGGAGGAGACCGUGUGUGGCAGUCACCAAGUAACAUCAAAGACGGUAAACGGCAUUCUAGAGUAAGCGCCAGUGUUGGAGAUCUUGUUGACGGACUGUCAGCAGCAGUCGGUAGUGUAGUAACGACUGUUACAGACAACAUAGGUUUGCAACCCAGAGGAAAUAGACUGAUGAAGUCAUAUAAAAACUCCAACCGUGACGAGAGGGGAACAAGGGUGAACGCCAAUGUGGGAGAUCUUGUUGAUGGGCUAUCAACAGCAGUAGGCAGUGUAGUAACUACUGUUACAGACAACGUAGACUUGCAACUCAGAGGAAGUGGACUGAAGCAAUCAGAUCGAAAUUCCAACCGUGGCGAGAGGAAAUCAAGGGUGAACGCCAAUGUGGAAAAUCUUGCUGAUGGACUAGCAACAGCAGUCGGCGAUUUAGUGACUACCGCUACAGACAGUAUAGACUUGCAACUCAGAGGAACUGGAUUGAUGAAGUCACCUCUAAACUCCAAUUAUCACAAGAGAGAAACAAGGGUGAAGGCCAAUGUGGGAGAUCUUGUUGAUGGGCUAUCAACAGCAGUCGGCAGUGUAGUAACUACUGUUACAGACAACAUAGGCUUGCAACUCAGAGGAAGUGGGCUGAUGAAAUCAGAUCGAAAUUCCAUCCAUGGCAAGAGGAAGACAAGGGUGAACGCCAGUGCGGGAGAACUUGUUGAUGGGCUAGCAAUAGCAGUCGGUGAAUUAGUGACUACUGCUACAGACAGUAUAGACUUGCAAGUCAGAGGAUCUGGAUCGAUGAACUCAGCUCGAAACUCCAACCGUGGCUAGAGGGAAACAAGGGGAACGACAGUGUGGGAGAGCUUGUUGAUGGGCUAUCAACAGCAGUCAGUGACAUUGUAACUAAUGUUGUAGACCACAUUAUUUUGCGCCAUAGAGGUAAAUGAAUGACACAUUCAGGUCUUAAGGAUGAGCUGAAGGAGUUUAUGUACGUAUAAUAGUGGUUAAGUUACGGAACACUAAUAGUUUAUACACUUAAUUUGCUUUGUCUACCUCAGAUUUAAUAAAUAAGAAAUGGUAUAAAUAAUUACAAAGAGCUGAAG
Messenger RNA from Schistocerca piceifrons (Central American locust), 1317 nucleotides. RefSeq lists its product as uncharacterized. The record is from RefSeq and is a predicted model, not a curated record. Bases 17 to 1045 code for a protein of 342 amino acids. The transcript is spliced from 2 exons. Lineage: Eukaryota; Metazoa; Arthropoda; Insecta; Orthoptera; Acrididae.